Messenger RNA from Zasmidium cellare ATCC 36951, 2154 nucleotides. RefSeq lists its product as uncharacterized. Gene Ontology annotation, molecular function: DNA-binding transcription factor activity, RNA polymerase II-specific; zinc ion binding. The record is from RefSeq and is a predicted model, not a curated record. Gene Ontology annotation, biological process: regulation of DNA-templated transcription. Lineage: Eukaryota; Fungi; Ascomycota; Dothideomycetes; Mycosphaerellales; Mycosphaerellaceae. The coding region runs from base 1 to 2154 and encodes 717 amino acids. The transcript is spliced from 3 exons.
AUGACGAUCCCGGUUGUACGGAAGAGAGCGAAGAAGCCGAAGGUGAAGACCGGCUGCCUAACCUGCAGAGCUCGUCAUUUGAAGUGCGACGAGGGUCGCCCGGCCUGCCGAAGAUGCGUGAACUCGGGCAAGGAGUGUGUGGGCUUACCCAGUCUUAAGCCGCCUAACCCAAGCCUAAUUCUCCCGAAGAAGAAUGUCCAGGAUCUGUGCCAUGACCUGAUAGUGAGGCCGUCAAUCGCAGCCCUCAAUGUUUCCGACCACGAUGCCAAUGCCUACGACUUCUUCCGGCGACAUACUUUCAAGAUCUUGCCCGGAAGCUCAUGGAAUCUCUCGUGGGAACGUCUGGCACUUCAGGCAGGCGACCACGAGCCGUCUGUCACUCAUGCUGCUAUUGCCCUUGGGUCUAUACAUAGAGCUAUGGGAUCCGAUGAAGGCGCCAUGAUAGAUUCCAACCAGUAUGACUUGGCGCUGCUGCAAUACAGCAAAGCCAUGCGCCGUCUGCAGACAUACCUGAAGACAAGUGGGGACAACUGGUCGGAUGCGAGCGUCGAAGUCGUACUACUCACAUCGCUCCUGUUCUUCUGCUUUGAACUUCUGCAUAACGAAUCCGCGCUAGCUACGGUACACCUACGGAACGGCCUGCGGAUACUGUAUGAGCGAACCCAAAAGCGUGAACAACUCUCUACCUCAAAGUCCUUGGCGGGCACGCAGGGUCGGAUGAGGCGGAGCGUUCGAAUGCAGGCGACGCCUCGGAGCAACAUGGAUGUUCUGAUGCAAGCAUUCGUGCGCUUGGGAGGCGACCUGACCACCUCGGGAGAGGAAGGCCCAUAUCUAUCGCCAAUCUACGACGAGAAGGUACCAUCCACGUUCUUAUCAAUUGAUGAAGCCAUGGUCAGCCUCGACGGAAUCGCGACUUCAGCUCAUGAGUUAUGCCACGACAUUGUUUCGCUCACCUCCAAAUACUUGACGCUGGAGCGCGAGGACUUUUGGGCAAUGGACGAAGAUAUGCGCAACUGUCUUUCGAGUGCCUACUCUCGGUCUAUCAACAUCGGUACAGCCUAUGAGACACGUCUUCAAAAGCUCAAAGAUCAACUGCGUCAGUGGAAAGCUGCUUGCGAGUGGCUUUCUAUGUCGGAACAGCGGCCGUCUGGCUACCUACUGUGCCAGAUUCAGUUCUUCUAUGUCUGGUUCAUUGUCAUGAGUCGACGUGACGCUAGCGAGAUGCUAGUUGAUCGCUUCAGUGGCGAGUUUGAUCACAUUGUCAAGCUGGCAGAGCAAUACGUGGCACUACACAGCGAUGGCCUUCCCGAUCACGAAUCAGCAGACUCAAAGCCAAAUCCAAGUGAGAGUGCUGGGCCUCGACCGCUUGGUCGCAUCGGCCACCUCUUCACGGUUGGCACCGAUGUUGUGCCCUGCAUUGGAAUGAUUGCCUUCAAAUCACGAGAUACUGCAAUCAGACGCCGAUGUCUGAACCUCCUCAAGGCCAUCAACCUUCAAGGUGUAAUGGACAGCGGCUAUCUUGCUGCCUUCAUCCACAUAGCCGCAGAUUUUGAAGAAGAUCGUGCCAGAGCUAUAACGGGCAAACCUCCUGGCGUUGACUUGCUCUGCUCCGAUGUCCCAGAAGCAGCGCGUCUGAUUGAGAUUGAACUGUCGCCUGUGAACUUCAAAACUGAAAGGCCUGGUGCCGGCAAAGCGAAUGUCGGACGAAUGGUCUAUGUCGAGCGCCGCCCAGGCCUCAACGACUUGCAGAUUGGCCAGGAAGUGUUCACUGUGGAAAGAGUAGAGUGGGCGACCGAUGCAAAGACCAACUUCAGUGGCAACAAACUCGGCAACGCCAAGUAUCUCAACCACCGCAAACUCGCAGGUUUCAGGGACGGACCAUCUUUUACUGAACUGCUGAUGUUCACACAUCGAAGCACGGGAACGUUUGGCGGCGGUCAAGAGAUUAAGAUACAGGACGCCACAGACGAGGCCGCGAAUGGAGAAGUCAGCUACACCCUCAAUUUAGCCCACAGAGGACGCAAAUCGAGCUCACAGGAAUCGGAUAUGCCGGCCAUGACCAUCGAUCCGUCCUCCAGAUCGCUCAAGGCAAUUAAAAUGGUUCGAAGACAGCGGCAAGCUGUGUCUGUCACGGAGAUUACGGGAGCAACUUGA